AUGGCGGUGUGGGCACAGUUGUUGGUGUUUGUGGUGGUAUGGGCGGCGGGGACAGCGUUUGAUGAGGGCGAUGCAGGACUAUGUGGUCUCAAUGGAUGUCAGGCGAUUGACUUGGCACGACGCUACACCGACCUGACGAUGGCCAAGAUGAUGCACACUAUCAAGCCAGAGGCCAUGGAUGAGGUCUUUGAGAGCAUGUCCAAGCUAGAGGCGUUAGUCAGACAAGUGGAGGACCUGAAGAGGGACACCAGCAGCCUUCUACAACCAGUAUGGCCGAUCAACACUGGGCCUGAGCGUUGGUCCAUGUGUGCUGAGGGUCCCUGCUCCUGCACCAUGGAGACCAGGUUCGUGUCCUGCUGGCGUCUGGAGCUCCUCGAUCACGUGCCGCGCAAACAACAGAUCCCCAUCGACACCAGGAGUCUAGACUUGGGGAUGAAUCGCCUCAAAUUUCUGCACAAGAAUUCUUUCAACAAACUGACUGAACUGGUGGAGCUAGAUCUGAACGAGAACCAGCUAGAGUUGCUGCCAAACAGUCUUUUCUAUGACCUGGAGAACCUGAGGCACAUUAAGCUGCACAAGAAUCGUUUAUUGUACCUCAGUCCAGAAAUUUUCCAAGACGCCCGCUCACUCCGCACCAUCGACUUUUCCUUCAACAUGCUGGAAGGCCUCCCUGCGCAGGCUUUCCGGAAGCUGCACCACCUUUACAACCUGAACUUAGAGAGCAACGCCAUCACUGCCCUGGACGAGAUCAUAUUUCACGAUCUCACUAACCUCGAAGACCUCAACCUGUCCAACAACAAGAUCAAGGAGCUCCCACAACUAGCGUUCUACGGGCUGAGUAAACUGAAAACCCUCAAGAUGUCCCACAAUGCUUUAGUACGGCUGCCUUACGGAGUGUUCAAUGGCCUCAUCAACCUUCAGGAGAUGUACCUCGAUAACAACUUAAUCGAGUCCGUCCCGACAGACACCUUUCGGGACCUCAUUCACCUGACGUUCCUGGACAUGACAGCCAAUCGCAUCCUUAGAAUCUCCUACAGGGACUUCAUCAACAUGGCCAACCUUCGCUCGCUCUUCCUCGGCCGCAACCUCAUCACAGAAAUUAACAACAAGACCUUCGUGGGCACACCGCGGCUGCAGAAACUCUAUCUUUUCUCCAACAAGAUCGAGAAGAUUGAGUUGGCAGCCUUCUCGGGUCUCAACAAUCUCUCUUGGCUCUUGCUGAAUAACAACUUACUCAACCUGCUGCCCAACGCUAUCUUCCGCCGCACCCCGAGUCUCAUGCGCCUGCAGAUCGACAGCAACAAGUUUAUGCAUCUUCCCGAGGGUUUGCUGGACGAUCUGAAGCGGGUGGAGCAGGUGAAGCUCUCCAUGAACCCGUGGCACUGCGACUGCUUCAUCCUCUAUCUAACCAGAUGGCUCCACAGCAACCCGGACAAAAUAUGGGACCGCCAACCCAAGUGCCGCGGCCCUGGCGAUCUCGGAGGCAAACCUGUGAUCGACAUGACAUUCAACAGCGUGUGUGAUGGGCAGUGGGCGUCCAUGACCAAGAUCCAAGGCAGGGUGUAAGGAGGAGGAGGAGGAGGAGG
Molecule: messenger RNA, 1586 nt
Organism: Portunus trituberculatus (swimming crab)
Lineage: Eukaryota; Metazoa; Arthropoda; Malacostraca; Decapoda; Portunidae
Product: insulin-like growth factor-binding protein complex acid labile subunit
Exons: 11
Coding region: 1-1566 (521 amino acids)
Cellular component (GO): extracellular matrix
Molecular function (GO): protein binding
Source: RefSeq, a predicted model, not a curated record